Molecule: messenger RNA, 3629 nt
Organism: Hemicordylus capensis (graceful crag lizard)
Lineage: Eukaryota; Metazoa; Chordata; Lepidosauria; Squamata; Cordylidae
Gene: MATN2
Product: matrilin 2
Exons: 20
Coding region: 304-3237 (977 amino acids)
Molecular function (GO): calcium ion binding
Source: RefSeq, a predicted model, not a curated record
GCCGCCUUCUCGGAGCGCGGCAGAAGCAGCAGCAGCAGGGCUUGGCACUCCAGCCGUCCCCUCCCCUUCUCCACAGCCAGCGCCCGGCGGCGCCCUCGUUCGGACGCUGAGCCUGGCGACUGCGCCGCGGGCUCCCUCUUCCGGCCUCCCCGCCCAGCGCCGCCAGGAGGUCCCCUCUCUUCGCACCGCUCUCCGGGCUCCCGUGGCUAAGAGCUGCUGCUGCCCCUCGGAAGGAAGAAGGAACGCCUGCGCAGCAGUGUUCUGCCAGCUGCCCAUUUUACUCUACUCUCUCCUUCCUGAGCAAUGAAGAAAAUGAUCUUAUGCUUUCUUUUGCUGAUCGGACUUUCCACUGCUUCAGCCAGGGAGAGACGCCUUCCAGGGACACUUUUAAGUCAAAGAAAUGAUGUUGCUUUACUGGAACAUUUUUGCAAUAACAAACGGCUGGAUCUUGUGUUCAUAAUUGACAGCUCUCGUAGCGUUCGCCCUUAUGACUUUGAGAAAGUGAAAGAAUUCAUCUUAACCAUCCUUCAGUUUUUGGACAUUAGUCCAGAUGUGACUAGAGUGGGGCUCAUUCAAUAUGGCAGCACGGUAAAAAAUGAAUUUUCCCUGAAGACCUUCAAGAGGAAGCAGGAUGUGGAGAGAGCGGUGAAAAGAAUGAUGCACCUGGCUACUGGUACCAUGACAGGAUUAGCCAUUCAGUAUGCGAUGAACAUUGCAUUCGCAGAAUCUGAAGGGGCUCGGCCACUCAGACACAAUGUGCCCAGAGUGAUCAUGAUCGUGACAGAUGGGAGACCACAAGAUCCUGUUGCUGAAAUUGCAGCAAAAGCCCGGAACUCAGGAAUCCUAAUUUUUGCUAUUGGCGUGGGAAGGGUAGAUAUGAACACCCUCAAGUCCAUUGGGAGUGAACCUUAUGAAGAUCAUGUUUUUUUGGUGGCAAAUUUCAGCCAGAUUGAAACACUGACAUCUGUGUUCCAGACUAAACUUUGUGUUCAACACAUGUGCAGUGAAACUGAGCACGGUUGUGACCAUUUCUGCAUCAACACUCCUGGUUCUUAUGUAUGUAAAUGUAAACAGGGAUACAUUCUGAAUCUGGACCAGAAGACUUGCAGUUCCCAGGAUCUAUGUGAGGUUGAAAAGCAUGACUGUGAACAGAUCUGUGUAAAUACACCUGGAUCCUACGUCUGCCAAUGUUACGAUGGCUAUGAACUUCACGGAGAUGGGAAGAGAUGUUUCAUUGUGGACUAUUGUGCUUUGAAUAACCAAGGCUGCCAGCAUGAGUGUGUUAAUACUGAAGACUCCUUCUACUGUCAGUGCCGAAAAGGGUUCAUCCUCAAUCCAGAUAAAAAAACUUGUAGAAGACCAGACUACUGCGCUUUGCAAAAUCACAGCUGUCAGCAGGAAUGUGUCAAUACAGACGAAUCCUAUUUCUGCCGAUGCCGGCAAGGGUUUACCCUCAAUCCAGAUAAGAGAACUUGCAAAAGAAUAAAUGUCUGUGCUUUGGGAAAGCAUGGCUGUGAACAUGAAUGUGUUAAUGCUGAAGACUCGUAUGUGUGCAGAUGUCGAAGCGGAUACACCCUGAACCGUGACCUCAAAACAUGCAGAAGAAUAGAUCACUGUGCUGAGUACAACCAUGGAUGUGAGCAACUGUGCCUGAACACCAGGGAGUCUUAUGUCUGUCAGUGUUCUGAAGGAUUCAUCAUUAAUGAGGAUCUAAAGACCUGUUCACGAGUGGACUAUUGCCUGCUGAGCAAUCAUGGCUGUGAACAUUUGUGUGUGAAUGGUGAAAGAUCAUACAUCUGCCAGUGCUUUGAAGGAUAUGUGCUUCAUAGUGAUGGGAAAACCUGUAAACGGAGAGAUGUCUGUAAAUCAGUGGACCAUGGCUGUGAGCACCAAUGUGUCAGUGAUGGCACUUCCUAUGUCUGUCUAUGCCACGAGGAAUUUACAUUGCGGGAGGAUGGAAAAACCUGCAGAAGUAAUGAUUUCUGCAAAUCAGUUAGCCAUGACUGUGAGCACCUCUGUGUCAACGAUGAAUAUUCUUAUGUCUGCAAAUGCCAUGAAGGAUUUAUACUGAGGAAUGAUGGGAAGACCUGCAGAAAUCAAGAUGUCUGCAAGUCCACUGACCAUGGAUGUCAACAUGUCUGUGUCAAUAAGGAAGACUCAUACAUAUGCAAAUGUCAUGAGGGAUUUGUACUAAAAGGAGAUGGGAAAACGUGUAGAAGUAAAGACCUUUGCAGGUCCACUGAGCAUGGCUGUGAACACAUUUGCAUGAAUAAUAACAGUUCCUACAUCUGCAAAUGCCAUGAAGGAUUCAUACUGGGAGAGGAUGGGAAGAUGUGCAGAAGAUGCACUGAAGGCCCAGUUGAUCUGGUGUUCGUGAUCGAUGGAUCAAAAAGCCUAGGAGAAAAUAACUUUGAAAUCGUCAAGGAAUUUGUCACUGGAAUCUUGGACUCUCUUACAAUAUCUCCUAAAGCUGCGCAAGUUGGUUUGCUGCAAUAUUCCACUCAGGUCCGCACAGAAUUUACACUGAAACAAUUCAGGACAGCCAAAGAUAUGAAGAAAGCAGUGUCCCAAAUGAAAUAUAUGGGGAAAGGGUCCAUGACUGGCCUUGCCCUGAAGCAAAUGACUGAGAGAAGCUUCACAGAAGCAGAAGGAGCCAGGCGCUUCUCAGCAAAAGUGCCCAGAGUGUCUAUUGUGUUCACAGAUGGACGGGCCCAAGAUGAAGUUUCUGAAUGGGCUACCAAAGCAAAGCAAAGUGGAAUUACCAUAUAUGCUGUUGGAAUAGGAAAAGCUAUCGAAGAAGAAUUGCGGGAAAUUGCAUCUGACCCUCCAGACAGACAUCUCUUUUAUGCUGAGGAUUUUAGUGCAAUGAAAGGGAUUACUGAAAAGCUCCAAAAAAGAAUAUGUGAAGGUCUGAAGGAGCACAAGGAUUUACCAACAGGUGUGCUUCAUUCAAUGGAUUCAUAUUCUGAAGAACCUGAAGCAGCUACCCUAGCAAUCACCGACGUUCUUGCCUGUUCCAAUUUUGCUGUACACCAUAAAUAUCUUUUUGAAGAAAAAAGAUUGCGAUCAACAGUAGCUUCAGGUAAUCCUUCAGAAGACAAGAAGGAUCAAUGCAAAUGUGAAAAACUUUUAACAUUCCAGAACUUGGCAAAUGCCGAAAUUAAAAAACUAACACACCAACUAGAGGAAAUGUCAAAAAGAGUGGAAGUCCUGGAAAACCAAUUAAGAUACCGAUAAAAUGUUCAGCAGAAGUGUGUGGUGUAUAUUUUAUACAUAUGAAGAUAAUGUAUCAAAGCUAAGUACCAGAGGUCCAGCUUUCCAGCAAGAGAAAAGAAAUUAAUGGCUUCAAUAAAGUAUCACAUAAUAUUUUUGCAUUGAAUGCAGAUAGAAUUGCAAGAUCUAAUGUUUUUAUAAAAUUGUGCAAUUUUCUUUUCAACUGAGAAACUAUGUAAUAUAAUAAAAUGGUGCUUUAAAAAAAAAAAAAGUACUGCUGAGCAUUUUAAUCAAGCCAGAAACCUGCAAUACCACUAGCAAAUAGGCCUGAUGUUAGUGCAGACUCUGCGCAGGAAAACAGGUCUCCAACAUUUGGCCUGUAUUGUUAAUACAGGAGCUUGGAGAGAUAAGCAAGA